Molecule: messenger RNA, 792 nt
Organism: Drepanopeziza brunnea f. sp. 'multigermtubi' MB_m1
Lineage: Eukaryota; Fungi; Ascomycota; Leotiomycetes; Helotiales; Drepanopezizaceae
Source: RefSeq, a predicted model, not a curated record
AUGCUUGUUCCGCACAAUACACCUUUUAAAAUCGUUAAGCGCGGCCGAGGCCGUUCAAAAAAUCCUUUCUUUACUUUAGCUAUUACUGUUGCUGCAGCUGCGGCGGCUGCGGCGGCUAUACUACGCACUCUUAUCCUCGAAGCUUGGCUCUUUCUUUUAGACCUUUUUAUUAAGCGCUUGCUUAUGUUAACGACCGUCAAAGCUUUAAAGUGUAUUAAAUGCAUUAAUAAUAAGAUCACAUCGAAGUUUAAUAAAGACUGCUAUAAUUGCGAUACGAGCGUUAUACGCUAUUUCCGAUAUGCUAAAAGUAAUUAUAAUAACUGCACCGCUGCUUCUACCGCUACUAAUACCGCUUUCGAUAACUUCCUCGCUUUAAAUGCUGCUUUUUUAAAAAGUGCUGCUAGUAAUGCGGGCGGUCUAGCGAGUAGAAGUAGAAGUUUUGAAAGUAGUUUUGAUAGCUUUGCAAGUUUUGCUCUUGCUUUUAAGACUUUCAAUUUAAAUAUAGCUUUUGUUAAAUUGAAUAAUCUUAUAGCAGCGAACCGUAAUCCGGUGACUCGAAGCGCUUCGAGCAUAUUACCUUUUCCAGCCUUUGCGCUUGCGCUAGCCGCCCUUGUUACUCCCGUCGCUUCCGUAGCUCUCGUCGCUUCCGUAGUACUUAUUAUCGUCGCUCCACUUGCGCUAGCUAUUACGCUUGCCGCUUUCGCGGCGACGCCCGCCGUUGCUAUAACGCUUGCGGAGCGUCGAGCUAAAGUGAAAAGAUUGCUAAGAGCUUUAAUUAAUCUUUUGUUAUAA